AUGGCGAGGCCCUUAUGCACAUCCGCGAUCCGUCUACAUGGAGACCAAUCAAUCGACUUAGAAGCCGCUAAGAAAUCACCGUAUAAAUGGUCUGAAGAGUGGCUUGACUCAGUGCCUCUAGAUCAUUUCUCUUUCGGCAACAAGGGACCAGUUCAAGCUGCGGGUUUUAUGUGGGACAUAGCACCGGAAUUCCACGCCGCUGUGGUUUUCGCCGAGCAUCGAUUCUACGGAAAGACACAACCAUAUGGCACAACCAGUUACAAUACUACUGAUCAUCUAGGAUAUCUCAGCUCAGAACAAGCGCUUGCCGAUUUUGUGCUGCUCAUUGAUUAUCUUAGACAGGAGAGAAUACCUGGUGCCGAAAAUUCUCCCGUGAUCGCUUUCGGCGGUUCAUACGGUGGGAUGUUGGCCGCAUGGAUCCGAAUCAAAUAUCCACACAAAGUUGCUGGGGCGAUUGCAGCGUCAGCACCAGUGUUCUGGUUCGUUGACUCGCAUGUUCCAGAAGAUAUCUACGCUAAGGUACUUAUAAUUUGUUUACUUCUAUUUCGAAGCUUUAUUUUGCAGUAG
Cooperia oncophora is the source of this 567-nucleotide messenger RNA. Lineage: Eukaryota; Metazoa; Nematoda; Chromadorea; Rhabditida; Trichostrongylidae. The record is from the annotation of a GenBank genome assembly.